AUGGCAGACCCCUCGCAAUUCUCACCUGGCUAUCUGGAAGAGGAUCGCAGCCGGCCAGCAUACAUUGGGAUCAUAUUCGCCACGUCGCUUUCCUUUGUUGUUGUUCUUGUGCGUCUGUAUUCUCGCAAGUUCCUGGUCCGAGAGCUAGGAUGGGAUGACUACUUCAUUUUGAUGGCGCAGCUGGUUUCCUGGGCGACUAUGAGCCUCUGUAUGAUGAUUCUGCACUAUGGCUCUGGUCGCCAUCUGGCGGCGCUGAUGCUCGAGUCUCCAGAGGAUCUUGUCCAUAUGUACAAAUGGCUCUUCACGACCCAGAUGGUCUAUAUGUUCAACCUGUGGCUCUGUCGUGUCUCGGGGCUGGCCUUUUAUGCACGCAUCAACCCCAUGCCGCAGUUUAUUCUCUACCUCAGACUUUCCUUUGCGUUUAUCACGUCGGUGUACGUUGCGCAGACGCUCAUCAUUGCCCUUCAGUGUAUCCCUCUCCAGGCGAUGUGGGAUCAGAGUGUAGACGGGAAAUGCAUGGGAUCGGGAAUCGUCUUCAUCUCAACGGGGGCUCUGACUAUCGCCUGCGACUCGCUGGUACUGCUUCUCCCUGUCAAAAUCGUUCUGACUCUGCAAGCACGCUUGACACGGAAGAUUGCAUUGCUAGGUAUCUUGUGUUUUGGAGUCUUUGCCGUCGUAACAUCCGUCCUCCGCAUGAUCUCCAUGAUCGUCUCCGUCGAAAACGAAUCCGACGCAACCUGGUACUUCUCCCCGGUCAUCGCCUGGACCUGCGCCGAGAUCAGCGCCGCCAUAAUCGCCCUCUCGCUGCCCGCCCUGCGCGCCAUAUUCGGCUUCCUGAAGGAGAAGCGCACAACCAGAGACCAGAGCUACUCGCACGGCUCUGAAUCAAUUGGUCUGGAGUCCUCGGGUCGCAGAACAGCAACAAACAAGGGUCGCAUCUUCCAUGGCUCCGGUGUCUUUGAGAAUAGGGCUGAGGUGGAUGUUGCGCGGAGUCCGAGCCAGGAGGUGCUCUGGGAUGGAAGACAUGAUCGGAAAAUCCGUGUUACGGAUACGGUGGAGGUGAAUGUGAGGGGGUAG
Molecule: messenger RNA, 1077 nt
Organism: Aspergillus puulaauensis
Lineage: Eukaryota; Fungi; Ascomycota; Eurotiomycetes; Eurotiales; Aspergillaceae
Exons: 4
Coding region: 1-1077 (358 amino acids)
Source: RefSeq, a predicted model, not a curated record